Molecule: messenger RNA, 131 nt
Organism: Racocetra persica
Lineage: Eukaryota; Fungi; Glomeromycota; Glomeromycetes; Diversisporales; Gigasporaceae
Source: the annotation of a GenBank genome assembly
UACUGAUCAAAAUACUUUGUUGACUCAUCUUAAUAAUAUUAUCAUCUCAAACUCCUUCAAAGAAGCACUAAAUCUAGUGGACGCUGUAUAUGAAGAAAUAAAACCUCAUAGGCACAUAACUUCCGAUACCG